Messenger RNA from Lachancea thermotolerans CBS 6340, 642 nucleotides. RefSeq names its product nicotinamidase (gene PNC1). Lineage: Eukaryota; Fungi; Ascomycota; Saccharomycetes; Saccharomycetales; Saccharomycetaceae. The transcript has a single exon. The coding region runs from base 1 to 642 and encodes 213 amino acids. The record is from RefSeq and is a predicted model, not a curated record.
AUGGGCAAAGCAUUGAUUGUUGUGGAUGUUCAGCUCGACUUCCUGCCUCCAGACGGCUCCCUCGCCGUGGCCGCGGGUGAUGAGAUAGUCGACCGCAUUGCAGAGCUCGUGAAGGACCCGCGCUGGUGCGUGGUCGUCGCGACGCAAGACUGGCACCCUGUGGAUCACAUUUCGUUCGCCAAAAACCACGGCCUACCGGAGUUCAGCUCCUACCAGUACGUCUCACCCGUAGACCGACACGAGACCCAGCAGGCCACACUGUGGCCUGUGCACUGUGUGCAGGGGACACCGGGCGCAGAGCUGGCUCCCGCGUUGAGCGAGAGCCUCCAGUCCCUUGAAUGCGACCACCACACCGUCAAGAAGGGCUACAUCUCCGACCGUGAGUACUACUCGGCCUUCAACGAUAUUUGGAACGACCACCGCACUGAGCUGGAUGGUCUCUUGCGGAAGCACGGUGUUAACGAUGUAUUUGUCGUCGGACUCGCGCUCGACUACUGCGUCAAAAACACAGCUCUCUCUGCUGCGGCUCUUGGCUACAGGACCACCAUUCUGCAAGACUACACCCGUGCAAUCGCUUCCGACUCCAAGUCCAUGUGCAAUUUGAAGCAGGAGUUGGUUCAGAACGACAUCACGCUUAAGUGA